This is a messenger RNA of Triticum urartu, 2851 nucleotides long. RefSeq names its product protein WHAT'S THIS FACTOR 1 homolog, chloroplastic. Lineage: Eukaryota; Viridiplantae; Streptophyta; Magnoliopsida; Poales; Poaceae. The record is from RefSeq and is a predicted model, not a curated record. Gene Ontology annotation, molecular function: RNA binding.
AUCAGCCCAUGAGCAAAACAAGCCCAAUCACUCUCAUUACCCCUUUCCUGCCGCCACCGCCGCCGCUGAAGGGCGUUCAUGGCGCGGUGGUCGUCUCCGAAGGACCCGGCUCUGGAGGCGGCCCUCCGCCGCAACCGGCGCUGGAUCGUGAACAACCAGAUCAAGCGCCUCCUCCUCCGCUUCCCGUCCCGCUCCGCCCCCGUCCGCCUCCUCCAGUCCCGCUUCAAGACGCUCGACCUCCUCGGCCGCGCCGCCAACUGGCUCCGCAAGUAUCCCUCCUGCUUCGAGCUCUUCACCGGCGAAGGCCCGGCCGGGAGCGGCGGGGAGCGCUGCUUCGGCUUCACCAAGCGGAUGGCGGAGCUCGUCGACGCCGAGGAGGCCGCCGUCACCGCGUCCGAGCCGGCCAUGGCCGACCGCCUCGCGCGCGUCCUCAUGCUCACCCGCGGGCGCCGCCUCCCGGUCUCCAAGCUCGCCGCGCUGCGCGGCCCGCUCGGCCUCCCCGACGACUACCUUCUCCGCAUCCUCCCCGCCCACACCGAUCUCUUCCGCCUCGCCAACCCGUACCCUCACCGCCGCAAUGCCGCAGAGCUGGAGCUGCUCCGGUGGGUCCCUUCCCGCGCGGUCUCUGCCAUCGAGGCCGCUGCCUCGGCGAGCAACUCCCUCCCGCGGUUCACCUGCUCGUUGCCGUCCUCUUGGGCCAAGUCCCACGACAAGAUGGAGGACUUCAACGCCACACCCUACAUUUCGCCCUACUCGGAGGACGGGGCAGUGCCUGGCACAGACGCACAGGCUGAGAAGCGUGCCGUGGCUGUGGUUCACGAGCUUCUUUCGCUCACCUUGUGGAAGAAGAUUUCGGUUAUGAAGCUAGAGCACUUCAGAUGGGAGUUUGGGCUGCCAGAAGACACAGCUAGGAUGCUGGUCCGGCAUUCUUGCCUCUUCUAUGUGUCGAAUCGGUAUAAGAUUCACACGGCGGUGCUCCGUGAGGGUUACGAGGGGUCUGAGCUGAGGGUGAAGGAUCCAGUGGUGGCAGCAAAGGAUAGACUCGGGGAACUGAUGCAGGAGGGUCUGCACGAAUUUAAUCAGCGUCGACGUGCUGUGAAUUUGGAGAAGAAGAGGAGGAAAGGUGAAGUUGAUGUGAAGAAGGAAGAAGAGGAGCUCGAAGAUGAGGCAGGGGCACUGUUGGAUAGUGCGGAGAAGAGGGAGGAAAGACGGAGGUUUUACAAGGUGUUGUUUGGUGAUGAUAACCGGUGAUUGGUGUAUGUAAGCCUGAUGCCCCUCUAGACAAAUUGUUGAACGAAUGAUGAUAUCUUGUGAUACACUAAAGCAAUAAGAGUGACACUGCUAUGAAGAGACGACACAUCUAUCUGCACAUGGAAAUUGUUUGGGUUGUUGUCUCGCUUGCUGGUCAAAGAGAAUUGAUUUCCAACCUGCUAGUUUUUCUUUUCAGGACAUGUAAUUGGAGAACUGCAGGAAUACCAGCCAGCCAGGCAGUUUGAUCUUUUUGUAGAUUAUAGCAUGCACCUUCAGGAUAAAAGCAAUCACAUAUGGAUUCUCCUAAAUGAAUAAAUGGUGGAAUUCUGGUGUAAAAGGGGUCCUUAUCAAGGAAACCAAACAUAUGGAUGCAAUCAAUGUGUGUGAGAAAGAUCGACAGAUCUGCAGAACUUGCAAGUGAAAUGCCAAUGCACACUGGUCUUAUAUUGUCAGAGAGAACAGAAAUCAUGAGCAGCAAAUGCUGCAUGCAAGCAUGUGCAAUUGACUAUCUACAAAAGAGAGCACUGCGAUGUUGGUGGAUAUUUGCGCACAGUUGGAGUUAUAGCCUUCUUGUAUAGCAAAUAUGAUCAUCCCCAGAAAUGGAACUUUGAUGAGAAUGAUUUUAGCAAGGAGAGAUACCUUUGGACAUGUUGAAGCCACGAUUUUCCAGCUGCUUGUACUCUUGGCAUAGUGCACAACUCUCACAGCACAUGUGAACAAAGCAGUCCAUGCAGGGUGAUCCUUGGAAGUUGUACUGUGCCCGCAUUGAGGAACGUUUGGUACAAGAAUACAACCAGUUGCAGCCUAUGGAUCCUAGCAAAACAUACAGGGUCCCAUGCAUGCAGCAUGCUGGAAACAAGGGGAGUUAGCCAACAAGAUGUAUGUUUUUGAUGUAUGUUUUUAUGCUUGAUCCCAAGCACAAAUUGUAAUUGAAGCACAUUCAUCCUGAGCCUCUGUCCACAACCUCAGCAAUGCGACCAAAUGUAAUGCAGGGGCACCAACAAGUCAAGCAAUCUGCAGCAUUAGCCACAAAAAUGAAGCAUCAGGAUGUAAGUGAAAUGCACUCUUAUAAAUCCCCCAAUGUAUAAGCCAUAAGGACUUGUGAGAAGAGCAUGAAAGAUAGUUCUCCAUACAGGUGCCGCAAUCUCCAAAGCAGUCACAAAGCCCAACCGACCACUUCCCUGACAUGCUGCUGAUUUCUUGUGGUUGUGAUCUGUGGAAUAUGGAAAUAGAUGGUGUGUAGCUGUGCCUUUGCGAGCAAGAAUACCUUGAUCCCGUUGGUAUUUAUAAACUAGCAACAACAUGGUAUCAGUGCCUGUUUGCACAAGUAUCUGCUCAUAGUAGAUUCCAGUGCAUCAUUUUUGUUGUCUCAUGGGCUUUCUGCUUUCUUCUUGCACUUUAAUGUUGUAUGUUGUGUUUACAGGUUUUGCUGUAAAUUAGCGUUUUUAGUCACAUCAUGUUCACUUGGCUUGUUCUGUUUGAUUGCUCCUUCGGGAAAUCUUAUGCUCAGUUAGCAUCUGGCAGCUAUUUGGAGUUUCCAGUUUUGGUUGUAGCAUAGACCCCUUUUGUUCUUUUGCAUCAUUCAUUACUUGGCAAGUAA